Molecule: messenger RNA, 4743 nt
Organism: Cercocebus atys (sooty mangabey)
Lineage: Eukaryota; Metazoa; Chordata; Mammalia; Primates; Cercopithecidae
Gene: NSMAF
Product: neutral sphingomyelinase (N-SMase) activation associated factor
Exons: 26
Coding region: 1767-4139 (790 amino acids)
Molecular function (GO): protein binding
Source: RefSeq, a predicted model, not a curated record
ACAUCUUUAAUCAAAUAUAAUAAUAAUGAGCAUUUAAAAGCUUCUUACCUGGAAGUUAUAACAGAAUUACCCAAGGGAACCACAGGUUUUAGUUCAAGAGAAUUCAAUUAAGUUUUUGAAUUUAAGAAAGUGCCUAAAUCAAGAAAAACCACUCAAAUGAUUUGAUUAGAAAUUAAAAUCGGAAUAUACAUUAUUUAUAAGAUUGUUUACUGGGUGUUACUGAGAAUUUACCAGUACAUUACCAAAAAAUUUAGUUUUAAAAAUAUUCUAGAAAUAUUUACUGGUUAUAACAUAUUCUUAUUUGAGAACUCAAUAAUAAUUUGUAAGUACUCUUAAUUAGGUAGAAACUCUGAGUAGACUUGGAUACAAUGUCUAGUUCCCUGGGACUUUUCAAGUAAGCAUAGACAGUUCAUUUAACUAUUCUGUACUUCAAUUCUUUAUGCUUUAGCUUAAUACAUAGUAGAGGGAUAACUCCUACUAAAAGAGAGUUUUUACAGGACCUAAGGACGGGGCUAGUGCUCCUUAUAAUGAGAUCUAUGUGAGUUAGGAAAAGCCAUCCUUUGUGGGCAAACAUAGUCCCGCAGGCUGACUGAAUUUCAGUUUCAGGCCAGUCUACAAUCUCUUAGGCGGCACAAAUUGUAUACUCAGUGGCCUCUGGGUUUUACGGACAAGAAAUACUUGCCUGCACUGAUUAGUCAGAAAUUAUAAAUACUGAGAUUUAAUUAUUUUCAAGUGGUGCUCUUGGCAUUUUGGGCAGGAUGGUUCUUUAUUGUGUGGGGCUGUCGCUUAUAUUACAGCUCUUUCCCCUAACAAAUGCCUCUUAUACACUGCUCCCCUUGUUGUUGUUACAGCACCUCCACACAUUGACAAAAGCCUCUGGAGCAAUAGGAAACCCUACCCCCAAGUUGAGAACCACUCACCUGGGGUGCUGUCCCUCUAAAGGCUCUCAUGAGAGCCAGCUGAAUUGUGUACCUGCACAUGGUUCAUUGAAAAAUUAUGUGAAAGGAAAUAAAAGUGAGGUUGUCUGAGUAAAGAAAAGCUCUUUUGUUCCAAUGUGAAUUAAAAUACCAAAGCACUCUCAGAUUAAAAAAAAAAAGGGAGUAAGGUGGAAUGACAGCAGCAAGAUGGCAGAAUAGGAAGUUCUAGCCCCCCCUUCCUCUUGUGAAGACACUGAUUCAACAACACAUGGACAAAUUCCCUUUAUGAGAAAUCUAGAAACCAGUUAAGAGGAUCCUGCACCCCUGGUGAGCAUGAAACUAACCACAUCAAAGCCGGUAUAAAAAUUUGUGUCACUAUCUGGCCAUCAUCCGUCCCACACAGCACCACAUGACUGAGAAGACAUUUCCCAGCUUCUAGCUUCUCCCUGGAGAGGGAAAGAGAAAAUUGGACUAUACAUCCAGAGUUCUGACUUUUCAGGGGAACUGCACAAGGGAUUGGCUUCUGUCUCUUCUGUCUCAGAGUACAGAUGGAAUCCUGCAUACUCUAGAUGCCUGGAACCACUGAUAGCAAAAGAGAACUGGGUAGCAUGCUACUGCUUCAAAGGACUUGUGUACAGCAGACAUCUAGACACCAGAGACAGCAAAGGAUUCCAAGCUUCUGAAAAAGAAUGAAACCAAUGAAUUUCUCUAAUUAGGAAUCUACAUGCAUAAGUCCAGAGAAGACACCUCCAUAGAAAAGAGAGAGGCCUCCAGCAUCUCUAGCCAGGCUGAUUAAUGAAGGUCUCUCUCCCUGUAUGAAGCCAGUCCUUAGAGACUGGAGAGGGCAAAAUGGAAUAUGUUUUUGAAUUGGAUGUUCCCGGGAAAGUGGAAGAUGUUGUGGAGACGUUGCUUCAGCUUCACAGAGCAUCCUGCCUUGACAAAUUGGGUGACCAAACCGCCAUGAUAACAGCUAUUUUGCAGUCUCGUUUGGCUAGAACAUCAUUUGACAAAAACAGGUUCCAAAACAUUUCUGAAAAGCUGCACAUGGAAUGCAAAGCAGAAAUGGUGACGCCUCUGGUGACUAAUCCUGGACACGUGUGCAUCACGGACACAAACCUCUAUUUUCAGCCUCUCAACGGCUACCCGAAACCUGUGGUCCAAAUAACACUCCAAGAUGUCCGGCGCAUCUACAAAAGGAGGCACGGCCUCAUGCCUCUGGGCUUGGAAGUAUUUUGCACAGAAGACGAUCUGUGUUCCGACAUCUACCUAAAGUUCUAUGAACCUCAAGAUAGAGAUGAUCUCUAUUUUUACAUUGCCACAUACCUAGAGCACCAUGUGGCGGAGCACACUGCUGAGAGCUACAUGCUGCAGUGGCAGCGUGGACACCUUUCCAACUAUCAGUACCUCCUUCACCUCAACAACCUGGCCGACCGCAGCUGCAACGACCUCUCCCAGUACCCUGUGUUUCCAUGGAUAAUACACGAUUAUUCCAGCUCAGAACUAGAUUUGUCAAAUCCAGGAACCUUCCGGGAUCUUAGUAAGCCAGUGGGGGCCCUAAAUAAGGAACGGCUGGAGAGGCUACUGACACGCUACCAGGAAAUGCCUGAACCAAAGUUCAUGUAUGGCAGUCACUACUCUUCCCCGGGUUAUGUACUUUUUUAUCUUGUUAGGAUUGCACCAGAGUAUAUGCUGUGCCUACAGAAUGGAAGGUUUGAUAAUGCAGAUAGAAUGUUCAACAGUAUUGCAGAAACUUGGAAAAACUGUCUGGAUGGUGCAACGGAUUUUAAAGAGUUAAUUCCAGAAUUCUAUGGUGAUGAUGUGAGCUUUCUAGUCAAUAGCCUGAAGUUGGAUUUGGGAAAGAGACAAGGAGGACAGAUGGUUGACGAUGUGGAGCUUCCCCCUUGGGCCUCCAGUCCCGAGGACUUUCUCCAGAAGAGCAAAGAUGCAUUGGAAAGCAAUUAUGUGUCUGAACACCUUCACGAGUGGAUUGAUCUAAUAUUUGGCUACAAACAAAAAGGGAGUGGUGCAGUUGGGGCCCAUAAUGUAUUUCAUCCCCUGACCUAUGAAGGAGGUGUAGACUUGAACAGCAUCCAGGAUCCUGAUGAGAAGGUAGCCAUGCUUACGCAAAUCUUGGAAUUUGGGCAAACACCAAAACAACUAUUUGUGACACCACAUCCUCGAAGGAUCACCCCAAAGUUUAAAAGUUUGUCCCAGACCUCCAGUUAUAAUGCUUCUAUGGCAGAUUCCCCAGUCUCUCCAGGUGAAGAGUCUUUUGAAGACCUGACCGAAGAAAGCAAAACGCUGGCCUGGAAUAACAUCACCAAACUGCAGUUACACGAGCACUAUAAAAUCCACAAAGAAGCAGUUACUGGAAUCACAGUCUCUCGCAAUGGAUCUUCAGUGUUCACAACAUCCCAAGAUUCCACUUUGAAGAUGUUUUCUAAAGAAUCGAAAAUGCUGCAAAGAAGCAUAUCAUUUUCAAAUAUGGCUUUAUCGUCUUGUUUACUUUUACCAGGAGAUGCCACUGUCAUAACUUCUUCAUGGGAUAAUAAUGUCUAUUUUUAUUCCAUAGCAUUUGGAAGACGCCAGGACACAUUAAUGGGACAUGAUGAUGCUGUUAGUAAGAUCUGUUGGCAUGACAACAGGCUAUAUUCUGCAUCGUGGGACUCUACAGUGAAGGUGUGGUCUGGUGUUCCUGCGGAGAUGCCAGGCACCAAAAGACACCACUUUGACUUGCUGGCUGAGCUGGAACAUGAUGUCAGUGUAGAUACAAUCAGUUUAAAUCCUGCAAGCACACUGUUAGUUUCCGGCACCAAAGAAGGCACAGUGAAUAUUUGGGACCUCACAACGGCCACCUUAAUGCACCAGAUUCCAUGCCAUUCAGGGAUUGUAUGUGACACUGCUUUUAGCCCAGAUAGCCGCCACGUCCUCAGCACAGGAGCAGAUGGCUGUCUUAAUGUCAUUGAUGUGCAGACAGGAAUGCUCAUCUCCUCCAUGACAUCAGAUGAGCCCCAGAGGUGUUUUGUCUGGGAUGGAAAUUCCGUUUUAUCUGGAAGUCAGUCUGGUGAACUGCUUGUUUGGGACCUUCUUGGAGCAAAAAUCAGUGAGAGAAUACAGGGCCACACAGGUGCUGUGACAUGUAUAUGGAUGAAUGAACAGUGUAGCAGUAUCAUCACAGGCGGGGAAGACAGACAAAUUAUUUUCUGGAAAUUGCAGUAUUAAGUGCCUUUUCCUCUCCUGAAUAUUAAAUUGAACUCUCUUUAAUGCAUUUGUAAACCAAACUUUUAAACGGACUGGUGAAUGUGCAAUGCUAGUAAUUAGAAGUUUUACCACAUGGAAAAUUUGUGGUUUUAAACUUUCUAAAUCAUGGUGACUUUGUUGAAAGCCAUUAGUUGCCAUUCUCUUAAGGCAGAUAAAAUGUGGCAGUGCUAGGGAAAACAUGUUACAUUGUAAGGCAGAUGAUCAUCCCUGUAUGAUGAUUGUCAGAAGACAGGACUGGGUAGCAGAGAACAGCUAAGAGAUAAAUUGGGCUAGGGAAACUUGUCAGAAAGCACUGAACAAUUAAGAAUUUUCCAAGAAAAUGUGCAGUAUUCUCUGCUACUUCUGAAUCUGUUUUGUCUUCCUAAUCUAUCACAAUUGCUACCCAUCGGGUUUUGGGUGUAUGUUUUCAUAGAGUGGUUACUUUCUAUAAUGCUGUACCCAGAUUCUAAGAACCUGGAGGAUUAGCAGUUCUUAUAACAGUAAGUUUACUGUGUAUAGGAACGGUUUGUAUUUCAUUAUAGCUAUUCAUCUUUUCUACAUUAAAAAUAUUUUUCUCUAAAGAAAA